Molecule: messenger RNA, 6050 nt
Organism: Prunus mume (Japanese apricot)
Lineage: Eukaryota; Viridiplantae; Streptophyta; Magnoliopsida; Rosales; Rosaceae
Product: WD40/YVTN repeat and Bromo-WDR9-I-like domain-containing protein
Biological process (GO): regulation of transcription by RNA polymerase II; regulation of cell shape; cytoskeleton organization
Cellular component (GO): nucleus
Molecular function (GO): protein binding
Source: RefSeq, a predicted model, not a curated record
AACGCCUCGUUGAACCCCUUGUAUCUUCUCUCGGCUUCCCUUCGCUCUGAGAAAGAAAGAGAGACUGAGAAAAGAGCCCAACCAAAAACCCACAGAGCUAAGAGCUCCCUCCAAGAAUCUAAAAAAAUUCCCCUCCUCUCGCACGUGCUGCGCACACACUCUCAAAUUCCCAUCUUUUCUUUUUAAUAGAAAAAAACUGAAUUGAUAUUUGUUCUUGGUUCCAAAUUUCUGAUAUUUGCAAACUCUCCCACCUUUGGAUCCCCACUGCUUUUCAUCAAAUCCUCCGGGCGCCGCCACACUACUCUCCUGAAACAUGUCGUCUUGAAGUGCAGUGCAAAAGAAUUGAACUUUUAGGGUUUUUAUUGGUUGCCACAGAGGAAUGCAUUAUGGAUUCUGGAAUAUAAGGGUUUCAUGAGUGUAGUAUGGAGUUUUGUGCUUUCUGGGAUUGCCCAUCUGGUUAAAUGAAUUACAUGACUCAUUCAGCAGGUUUUACAGGAGCUAUGGCUCUUCAAAAAUUUCCUUCUCGUGAUGCACCUUCUGUUACUAUGAAACCUUUGAGCUUUCUCAGUAAGGUGCAUGACAACAAUCGAUCAGAGGAUCUAGAGACAAGUCCUGCUAAGGAACCUGAUGUGGAUAUUGACCUCAGAGAAGUGUAUUUUCUAAUUAUGCAUUUUCUGUCAGCUGGACCAUGUCGUAGAACUUGUGUACAAUUUUGGAACGAACUUCUUGAACAUCAACUUUUACCUAGAAGAUAUCAUGCUUGGUAUUCAAGAAACGGCCUACACAGUGGGGAUGAAAAUGAUGAUGGAAAAUCAUUUCCAUUAAAUUACAACAUGUUGGUCCACAGGUAUCCUCACAUUGAAAAUGAUCACUUGGUAAAGCUUUUGAAGCAAUUGAUUUCAAGUACAGCCCCACCAUCAAGGGGUAUGUGUGGUGGAAAUGCUCCAAAUGCAGCUGAUGUACCUACUCUCUUGGGGCAGCGUUCAUUCUCACUUCUGACCUAUGAAAGGGAUCAAGUAAACAAAGAAAUGAAACGCCCUCCUGCUCACAUGCGUUGGCCUCACGCGAAAGCUCAUCAGGUUCAUGGGCUAAGCUUGAGAGAAAUUGGGGGAGGAUUCACCAGACAUAACCGUGCACCAUCUAUCCGUGCUGCAUCUUAUGCCAUUGCAAAGCCAUUGACCAUGUUUCAGAAGAUGAAAAAUACUACAAGGAUAAGGGGACAUCGAAACGCUGUCUAUUGUGCAACAUUUGAUCGCUCAGGGAGAUAUGUUAUUACUGGUUCAGAUGAUCGCCUAGUGAAGAUCUGGUUAAUGGAAACUGCAUUUUGCUUGGCCAGCUGCCGUGGACAUGAAGGGGACAUCACGGAUCUGGCUGUGAGUUCCAACAAUGUUUUAGUGGCAUCCUCCUCAAAUGACACUAUAAUUCGAGUGUGGCGCUUGCCAGACGGGCUGCCAAUAUCAGUGUUGCGAGGACAUACUGGAGCUGUUACUGCCAUUACAUUUAAUCCCAGGCCAGGCUCUAUGUACCAGCUUCUAUCUUCAUCUGAUGAUGGAACCUGUAGGAUAUGGGAUGCCAGGAAUUCUCAAGUGAGUCCAAGGAUAUACAUUCCAAGACCUUCAGAUGCUAUAGUUGGGAGAAACAGUGGUCCAUCCUCCAGCACUGUCUCACAGAGCCAUCAAAUCUUUUGUUGUGCAUUUAAUGCUAAUGGAACAUUCUUUGUCACUGGUAGCUCAGACACUCUUGCAAGGGUGUGGACUGCUUCUAAGCCAGGCUCAGAUGAGUCAGACCAACCAAAUCAUGAGAUUGAUGUGUUAUCUGGCCAUGAGAAUGAUGUCAAUUACGUACAAUUUAGUGGUUGUGCUGUAGUAUCUAGAUUCAUGGCAGCUGACACCUCAAAGGAAGACAACAUUCCAAAGUUUAAAAAUUCAUGGUUCAAUCAUGACAAUAUAGUUACUUGUUCUCGCGAUGGCAGUGCAAUUAUCUGGAUUCCUAGAUCACGAAGAUCACAUGGAAAAGCUGGUCGUUGGACGCGGGCAUAUCAUCUGAAAGUUCCCCCUCCACCAAUGCCUCCUCAGCCUCCACGAGGAGGCCCUCGCCAGAGAAUUCUUCCAACUCCUCGUGGUGUUAAUAUGAUUACCUGGAGUCUUGACAAUCGCUUUGUCCUUGCUGCUAUUAUGGAUUGCAGAAUAUGUGUAUGGAAUGCAUCUGAUGGUAGCUUGGUGCAUUCACUGACAGGUCACAGUGAAUCUACAUAUGUUCUGGAUGUUCAUCCUUUCAACCCCAGGAUAGCAAUGAGCGCUGGCUAUGACGGAAAAACAAUUGUCUGGGAUAUAUGGGAAGGCAUGCCUAUCCGGAUAUUUGAAACGUCACAGUUCAGAUUGGUAGACGGAAAGUUUUCACCGGAUGGGACAUCAAUUAUCCUCUCUGAUGAUGUUGGCCAACUAUACAUAUUAGACAGUGGCCAGGGGGAGUCGCACAAUGAUGCAAAAUAUGACCAGUUUUUUCUUGGUGAUUAUCGCCCAAUCAUUCAUGAUAGCUUUGGAAAUGUUCUUGACCAGGAAACUCAGCUUUCAGCAUACCGGCGGAAUAUGCAGGAUCUACUUUGCGAUUCAGGCAUGAUACCAUAUGAAGAACCCUACCAGAGUGCAUACCAGAAAAGGCGGUUAGGAGCUUUGGGUUCCGAGUGGCGUCCUUCCUCUCUAAGACUUGCUGUUGGGCCUGACUUCAGUGUAGAUCCGGAUUUCCAAAUGCUGCCUAUUGCAGACUUGGAUAUGUUGGCUGAUCCUAUGCCAGAGUUUGUAGAUGCCAUGGAUUGGGAACCGCAAAAUGAAAUGCAAAGUGAUGAUACUGAUUCAGAGUACAAUAUUACUGAAGAUUAUUCUACUGGAGGGGAGCAAGGAAGUUUAAGUUCAAAUCCCUCUAUUGAUCCAGAGUGCAGUGAAGAAGACAGCGAGGCUGAGGAUGCUCAAAUGGAUGGACUUCGUAGAUCUAAAAGGAAAAAACAAAAGGCUGAUGUUGAAGUCAUGAGUUCUUCUGGAAGGUGUGUCAAAAGAAAGAAUUUGGAUGAGUGUGCUGGCAAUCCAUUCAGAAGUAAUAGAACGAGGAAAUCUAGACAUGGCCGAAAAGCUUCAAGAAAGAAAUCUUCCACAUCAAAGUCAUUGAGACCUCAAAGAGCUGCUGCACUCAACGCUCUUACUCUAUUUUCUAAGAUUACUGGAAGAUCUGCAGAUGGAGAAGAUGAAGAUGGAUCAGAAGAAGAUAUGUCAGGAAGUGAAUCCACCCUGCAAGAUUCAAACAUUGAGAGUGAUGGAUCUGAUAAACAAAAUCAGCAAACCAAACAUUCAAAAGGAAAAGAGGUUUCACUGGAUGAGUCUGAGGACAUGGUUAAACCUAAUGAACGUCAUGAAUUUCCAAUAAAUGCUGGGAACAGGAGGAGAUUGGUGCUUAAAUUGCCAAGACGGGACUCAAAUAAGCUUGUGUCUAGAGAAAGCACGGUACAUAAUUGUGGUAAUCAGGAUGGUUUGCUUGACCAAUCAUGUAGAGUACCUCAAGAAGCAACCGAAGCAAACAACAAUAUAAGCUCUCAGGAUCCAGGGUCCUCACUUGGUGAUAAAAAAUGCAGCAUAUUUGAAACAGCAGUGGGUGGGCAAUUAUACAAAGUAGAAAAUCAUGUAGAUUUGACUGAGAAUUACAAAAAUGGGAGAAUUAGUUGGGGAGGGUCCAGAGUGCGAACAUCCAAGCGUCUGAGGCCGGGAGAAUCCAUGUCAUUGGAUGCACUUGCCAGAGCCAGUGCAACCGUCGUUGGUAACGAAAAAGAGUACACAAAACCUGAAAAUCAUUUUGGAACCAUGUCACCUCAAUCAGAAAGCCAAAUGUAUGGAGAUACAAUGGCUGUAGGGAAUGAGGAAACCAUUGGGGCUAGUACCUCUGAGGGCCUUAAUGGUGAAACCAAUGCCAAAGAGCAAUCAGGUUUUAGUGAAUGCAAGGAUCAUGAUCAAUCGCCUAAAUCUGUUCACAUGGCUCCUUGGGAUGCAAGCACUUCCUCAUGCCUUGAUAAGGACAGGACUGUUUUCUCUUCUGAACAAAAUGAGAAGCUCACAACUGUCUCAACAAAAUUGAGGUUGAGGAGGAUUUCAAGGGAUCCUAGUCCUUGCAAACAGGAAAUGUUCUCUGUGGUAGAGAACUUGGAAAAUGGUAGAUGUAACACAUUACAUGAAAGCCUUUCAAGCAUGGAACAGGAUCCAGUUGUGCCAGAGGAUGAUGGAACCCCUAAAUUUAUUCCAGAUGAUAGAUACAAUGGCUCACGAGAAUCAGACAAUCAAUCUGAUAAGAAUGUCAUUUCUGGUAUACAUGAAUCAGUCGAGUCCCAUUUACAUAAAAACAAAAUGUUCAGUGCUGUUUAUAGAAGGGUGAAACCACAUAGGGGUAGAAUUAAUUUAGAAGGUGAUAGUGGCGUCAAGGAAGAAGGCUGUGUAUAUACUUCAAAUACAAGCAACCACAAUCUCAUUGCUGGAGUGGACUUUCAUGAUGAGUCAGUUGAUGGAGGUCGCAGGACACGGUCCAUGGGUUUGAAGGCAUCUGCACGUGAUCCAAGUAGUGUAGAUCAUGAUGAUAAGAUGGGCCAAGGACAUAAGACAGGUUAUACAUUUAGAAGUAACCAGAAAAGUUCCAUGGACAAGUUUCAACUUCGGAAUGAAGAACAGGGAUCAAGUUCAAGGACAACAGUCGGAUUGAGGUCUACUAGAAACAGAAGAAGCAGUUACCGUGACAUGAAUCCAAUGGAUAGAAGGAAGUCGCAUCAGUCAGCAAGGAAAGUAUCAUGGUUAAUGUUGUCAACACAUGAGGAGAGCUCACGAUAUAUUCCCCAGUUAGGGGAUGAAGUCGUUUAUUUGAGACAGGGGCAUCAAGAGUAUUUCGAACUUGGUGGAUUGAGAGAAAACCCACCGUGGACAUUUAUAAAGGGGAGAAUAAGAGCUGUAGAAUUUUGCAAAGUUGAAGACCUGGAGUAUUCUUCACUUGCAGGGUCUGGGGAUAGCUGCUGCAAAUUGACACUUCAAUUUGUAGAUCCUACUUCUGAUGUGUAUGGUAAAUAUUUCAAAAUGACUCUGCCUGAAGUUACUGGUUUCCCAGACUUCAUUGUCGAAAGAACUCGCUAUGUCUCUUCUAUAGAGAGAAAUUGGGCAUGUAGGGAUCAUUGCAAAGUCUGGUGGAAAAAUGAGGGUGAGGAUGAUGGUAAGUGGUGGGAGGGGAGGAUUAAGCUGAAACAGUAUAAAUCUACCAACUUCCCCGACAGUCCAUGGGAGAUGUAUACUGUUCAGUACAAGUAUGAUCCUAGUGAUGCACAGCUACAUAGUCCUUGGGAGCUCUUUGACUCCAAUACUCAAUGGGAGCAGCCUCGCAUUGAUGAUAAGAGCAAAAUGAAGCUGCUUUCUGCCAUUGCCGAACUAGAGCGAUCUGCUGGUAGUCGCCAGGAUUCUUUUGGCGUUGAUAAGCUGAAGCAACUUCAACAGAAGCCGAAGUUUACAAACUGGUGUGCGGUUCCAAUAUCUCUUGACGUGAUCCAGUCUAGGUUAGAGAACAACUACUAUCGAAAUUUGGAAGCACUAAAGCAUGACUUUAAGGUCAUGUUGUUAAAUGCUGAAACCUAUCUUGAAAGCAAUGCGGUCAAGCGCACAUCAGAUAAAGAGCUUUUAGCGAAAUUGAAAUGCAUAUCAGACUGGUUCACAGAGACAAUAUCAUUCUUGUAGCACCUAUAGUUACGUAAAGAAAUUGAUUCAUUAAUGAGUUGAAGCAGACCAUCUGGGUUUUUGCCCCUUGAUGUUCUUUUUCUUCUUUUUUUACUUUUUGUAGAUAUUUUACUUACCUUAAAUAGGCUUUUCCAUUGUACCAUAGGUUCAAUUUUGGAAAUGCGUUAACCUUUUGGAUAUUCUUUUUAGAAGGCAAAAAAGAUCGCAGAGGCAAUUACCUGGUGGUCUUGUAAAUUUUCCCCCGGAGAAUUCAUUCUUGUAUAUACUCGGUUUUUAUCAUUAAUUAUAACAAAGGAAAAAAGG